Selaginella moellendorffii is the source of this 2469-nucleotide messenger RNA. RefSeq names its product pentatricopeptide repeat-containing protein At2g35030, mitochondrial-like. Gene Ontology annotation, molecular function: protein binding. The transcript has a single exon. The coding region runs from base 1 to 2469 and encodes 822 amino acids. The record is from RefSeq and is a predicted model, not a curated record. NCBI's taxonomy places the organism in Eukaryota, Viridiplantae, Streptophyta, Lycopodiopsida, Selaginellales, Selaginellaceae.
AUGCCACACACGCACAGCACCGCCGCCUUGAGGCAGCGCUCGCAAAACUCCCUCUUACCAGCAUCAGCAGCAGCCGGAGACUCCGGCAUCCAAGAAAGAAAUCCAUCGUCCAGGACAUCGCCCAUCAGCUGCCGCCGCCCUAAACGAGAGUGUGUUAGGGCAAGCACCAGGCAAGACUGCAUUCGCCUCGUCCAAGCCUGCAAUGUCCUCCCGGAGGCGCGGGAGCUCCUCAAGCUGGCAGCAGCCACCACGGAGCUCUCGGCCGAUUCCUACGUGUGCAACCUUCUCGUCCAGAUGUUUGGGCGCUGUGGGAGUGCCGAGGAAGCGCAUCGGGUGUUUGCUCAGAUCCCACAUCCAGAUGCCUUCUCGUGGAAAUCACUCCAGGCAGUGUAUACCAAGCUUGGGGAUGUUGACAAGGCCAAGAGCGUCUUUGAUUCCAUGCCAGACCGUGACAUCUUUGCAUGGGCAGACCUCCUUGCCGCCUACACCCGCUCCGGCCGCUUCGAGCAAGCACAGGAAGUCUUCUGCAAGAUGCCCGAGCAUGAUCUUGCUGUGUGGAACACGAUGCUGUACGCAGUUGCAAAUACCAGGCAUCUGGAGCAAGCCCGCAGCUUCGUCAACCGGAUGCCUGCCCGCGACAUUGUGUCGUGGACGACACUGCUGUGCUGCCCGUCUCUGGGCCUGGAGGGCGCCAAGGCGAUCUUCGUCCAGGAGAUGCCAGAGCACAACACGGUGGCUUGCAAUGCAAUGCUUGUGCUGCUGGUGAGGCAUGGCGACUGGGACGAAGUGGACAGGGUGCUCGCUGCGAUGCCCGCCAAGAACAUGGUCACCUGGAAUGCAAUCCUCAGCUGCGCCAGAAGCGGGCAUGUUGACAGGGCCCGAGAGGUUUUUGAUCGCUUCAUGCCCUUUAGGGACCUUGUCUCGUGGAACUCAAUGCUUGCGGCAAGUGCCCGAAGUGGGCAUUUAGAUCAAGCGUCCAGCCUGUUUCAUUUGAUGCCCGAGAGGAACCUGGUGUCGUGGAACUCACUCCUGUCAGCUUACGCGGGAGUUCUGGACGUGGAGUCUGCGCAGGCCAUCGUGAGCGUCAUGCCGCAAAGGAGCCUCGUUUCUUGGAACGUCAUGCUGACAGCAUAUGCCAAGACCGGGCAUAUUUUCGAGGCGCGGGCGCUGUUUGGGCGCAUGGCUGAGCGCGACGUUGUAUCGUGGACGGCCAUGCUGACGGCGUACGCGGACCACGGGGAUGUCGAAGAGGCCCGGUGUUUGUACGAUGGGAUGCCUCUCCGGAACGUGGUUGCCUGUAAUGCCAUGCUCGCUGCAUAUGCCCAGAACGGGCAACUGGACGAGGCGAGGCGCGUGUUUGACUCCAUGCCCGAGCGAAGCCUUGCGUCGCUCAACGCCCUGGUCUCGGCCUAUGCUCGUAAUGGCUGCCUGCCGGAGGCACAGCGCGUGUUUGAUUGCAUGGAGGAGCGCGACAUUGUGUCGUGGAACGCACUGCUUGCGGGCUAUGCACAGCAUGGAACCUGCAGCGAGGCCGUCGGCUUUUUCCGGAGAAUGCCUCACCACAACCUCAAUUCGUGGAACAUAAUCCUCGCCGUACUUGCCCAGAACGGGCAUCUGCUGCAUGCGCGGCAGGUGUUUGAUGCGAUGCCGGAUCGCAGUGUGGAUUCCUACGUGGAGAUGAUGGCGGCGUACGGGCGUGCGGGGCAAUUUGGUUGCGUGAGUGCCGUGUUUGAUGCGAUGCCGUUCCAGACGGUGGUGACUUGGACUGCCUUCUUGUCGACGUAUGCUCAGAAUGGGCAUCUCGACGAAGCCACGGGGAUCUUCCACUCCAUGCCCAAGUGGAAUCUUGUGUCGUGGAACGCGAUGCUGGUUGCACAUACAAAGACUGGCGAGCUGGAGCAGUCGAUGCUCGUGCUCAAUGCGAUGCCGGAGCGGGACUUCAUGACGUGGAACGCCAUGACCAUCGGCCUCGGCAAGGCUGCCCGUUUGAAGCUCGCGCACACCCUGUUUGAUAGGAUGCCGGACCGACGGUCGUCACCCUGGAGCGCCAUCCUCGCGUCCUACACACACAACGGUCGCUCCAGAGAGGCAGACGCUCUCUUUCGGGAGAUGGUUCUCGAGGGUCUCAAACCCGACGACGCCGUGCUCACCUCCAUGCUCUUGGGCUGCAGCCACGGCGGCCAGUUCACAACCGGACUAUCGUACAUCCGUUCCAUGCUCAUGGAUCACGGCUUGAAGCCCGCCAAGCAGCACUAUGGCUGUCUUGUGGAUCUCCUGGGCAGGGCCGGCCACUUGGAGCAGGGCCAAGAUCUCAUCGCCAACAUGCCCUUUGAGCCGGAAGCUCGAGAUUGGAUUUGCUUGCUCGCAGCAAACCGAAACGCGCAGCAGGCCGAGGCCCGCAUUGCAAGAUCCGCGGCUCUGGAACUCGAUCCAAUGCAUAACGCGCCUUACGUACUGGCGGCGGCCUAA